This is a messenger RNA of Mesocricetus auratus (golden hamster), 4849 nucleotides long. It is a transcript of the gene Cfap69, whose product is annotated as cilia and flagella associated protein 69. Gene Ontology annotation, cellular component: sperm midpiece; non-motile cilium. The transcript has 23 exons. The record is from RefSeq and is a predicted model, not a curated record. Lineage: Eukaryota; Metazoa; Chordata; Mammalia; Rodentia; Cricetidae. Gene Ontology annotation, biological process: positive regulation of flagellated sperm motility; olfactory behavior; response to odorant. The coding region runs from base 113 to 2935 and encodes 940 amino acids.
GUGCAGCGGCUGCAGGUCAGCUGCUGCGUUGCCGAGGCGGGGCCCACGGCCCGGCUUUCGGGGCCUGUCGCCUCCCUAGCUCCGGCAGGGCUCGCGGCUCGCACCCGGGGCCAUGUCCUCCCUGGAGGCCGCGGCCACGGCGGACGGCGCCGAGGCCGGCAGCAGGACCAAGUCCAUCAGUCCCCGCACGAUCCCGGUGGUCGGGGUGGUGACCCCGCACGAGGAUGUGCAGGGCAUUUUCAAGUCUAUGGACCUUAACCGCAUCAUCAAACUGCUCGAAGAGAAUGAUAAGGAUGACUUAGAAGAAAAACAACUUAAUAGUGUCACAAAACUGGUACAAUAUUAUCAGAAUGGAUUUCCUCUAAGGGACCUGGCACAGGUGUUUAAAAUCCUGGGUCUGUGCGCAGAUAAAAUUGAAAAGCAGCCCUGCUUUGUGGAUCCUGCGUCUGACCUCAUAAAACUGUGUGGCUUGCCAUUUUUGAAAAAGAAAGUAUCAGAUGAAAUAACCUAUACUGAAGAUACUGCUAACUCACUUGCACUUCUGGGUGAAUUAAUGAAGGUACCAAGUUCUAAAUUAAGGAUACAAAUUUGUAAAUGUAUUAUUGACUUCUAUCAUGCAGAACCACCAAAAAAGCAUAUUCCAGGCUACCAGCAGGUGAGCUCGUCAUACAAGAUCAAGAUGGCUGAAGCUGGAGGAUUGGCAAAAGCAAUGGUCCAGUCUGUGCACUUGCUUGAAAAUCAGCUCGUUGAGAAACUUUGGGUUCUUAAAGUUCUGCAGCAUCUCUCCACUUCUGAAGCUAAUUGCACUUUAAUGGUGAAAACCCAGGCUGCUGGCGGAAUCUGUGCUCACCUCAAUGACCCGGAUCCCUCAGGGCAGCUCCUCUUUCGUUCAUCAGAAAUACUUUGGAACCUCCUGGAAAAAUCUUCAAAGGAUGAAGUUAUACAACAGCUUAGUAACUUGGAAUGUCUGCUGGCUUUGAAGGAAGUAUUUAAAAAUCUGUUUAUGAGGGGCCAAAGUCAUUAUGACCGUCAACUUAGAAAUGAUAUAUUAGUUAUCACCACAAUUAUAGCUCAGAACCCUGGUGCACCAAUGAUUGAAUGUGGCUUUACCAGGGAUUUGAUACUGUUUGCAACUUUCAAUGAAGUUAAAAGUCAAAAUCCUUUGGUAAAAAGUCUUAAGCUUUCUAAUUCCUAUGAAGAUUUUGAGUUGAAGAAAUUGCUAUUCAAUAUAAUUGUGAUCUUAUGUAAAGAUUUAACUACUAUACAGAUAUUAAUCGAUGGCAAAGUUAUUCUGGCUUUGUUUACCUAUGUCAAAAAGCCUGAGAAACUCAAAAUCAUCGAGUGGUCUGCAGCACAGUAUGAGGAGCUGCAACUGCAUGCAAUUGCCACCUUGUCCUCGGUGGCCCCUCUGCUAAUAGAAGAGUAUAUGGCAUGCCAGGGCAACGCUCGAAUCCUGGCCUUUCUAGAAUGGUGUGAGCACGAGGAUUCCUUCUUCAUCCACGGUAACAGUUUUCACGGAACAGGUGGCCGUGGAAACAAGUUCGCACAGAUGCGUUAUACUUUACGACUCCUCAGAGCCAUGGUUUAUCUUGAAGAUGAGACUGUAAACACGGAUCUUUGUGAAAAGGGGGUUAUUCAUCAGCUAAUAGGGAUCUUUAAAAAUAUGGCAAGCAAACCCGAUGAUAAGGAAGAGGCCAUUGCCUUGGAGAUUCAGUCUGACGCCUUGCUCAUCCUGUCGGGGCUCUGCGAGCAUUAUAUCCAGAGGAAGGAAAUAUUUGGAACUGAAGGAGUUGACAUAAUUCUUCACGUAAUGAAAACAGACCCCAAGAAGUUACAGAGUGGCUUAGGCUACAAUGUUCUUCUUUUCAGUACCUUAGACAGCAUUUGGUGCUGCAUUUUGGGAUGUUAUACUUCUGAAGAUUAUUUUCUUGAAAAGGAAGGAAUUUUUCUCCUUUUGGAUAUAUUGGCAUUGAACCAAAAGAAAUUCUGUAAUCUGAUACUUGGGAUAAUGGUUGAGUUUUGUGAUAAUCCCAAAACCUCUGCUCAUGUCAAUGCUUGGCGAGGGAAGAAAGACCUAACUGCUGCUAGUCUCUUAAUUAAACUGUGGAGAAAGGAGGAAAAGGAACUAGGAGUAAAACGUGAUAAGAACGGCAGGAUUGUUGAUACAAAGAAACCUCUGUUUACUAGUUUUCAAGAAGAACAGAAGAUCAUGCCCCUUCCUGCUAACUGCCCAUCUGUUGCAGUUAUGGAUGUCGCUGAGAAUAUCAGAGCAAAAAUUUAUGCUGUGUUGGGAAAACUAGAUUUUGAAAACUUACCUGGCCUAUCUGCUGAAGAUUUUGUCACCCUGUGUAUAAUACAUAGAUACCUUGAUUUUAAAAUUGGAGAAAUAUGGAAUGAAGUAUGUGAAGAAAUAAAAUUGGAACACUUAAAACUAGUUGCUUCAGAUAAAAUGUCUUUGGAAUCUAUUACAGCAGCAACAGAAAACAUUGGAAAGAUGGUUGCUACCCUUCAAAGUGAGAUGAUUGAAAGCCAAGCACACCAAGAUGUGCAAAAUGAGCAGAGGGUGUAUGCAAAGAUACAGGCCACACAUAAGCAAAGGGAAUUGGCUAACAAGUCCUGGGAAAACUUCUUGGCUAGAACAUCAAAUGCUAAAACACUGAAGAAAGCAAAAAGGCUCCAGGAAAAGGCUAUAGAAUCCUCUAAAUACAGUGAACGACCAAAACAUGCAACAUUUCACCAAACAGUUAUUAAAGGUCUUAACACAACGGUACCUUCAGGCCGGGUGGUGACGGUAGAAAGCACUCCUGUUCGGUUACUGGGAGGACCACUGGCUGACACAGACAUCGCUCUUAAAAAGCUGCCUAUUCGAGGAGGAGCCUUGCAGAGAGUGAAAGUGAAGCCGCUGAAUGAGCUAAAAACGAACAACCCUAUCUGACCGGCUCCAUGACUUUAGGAAAUAAGUUCCACUUAGAACGGUUUAGCUAAAUGUAUAUUUAUAUACAAAUGUAAGGCAAAAAGUUAGAAUUAGAAAAUAUUAUAAAAUUAAAGUCAGGAUAAUAGAGUUUAUUUUUAUUAAAAACAUCAACACAUGUAUUAGAAAAGUGGUCACCACUGUCUUUGGAAAAGCUGUUUCUCCCUUAACUGAAAUUGUAAAGUUUGUUUAUCUGUUCGGACUUUUGCCUGUGUAGCAGUUACUUCAAAUAGUCUACCCUGAAGGACAUUUUUGUGGACUUCAUGUACUCUUUCCUGAGUAAUGUAGAUGAGGGCACUGUUGGAUCAAAGGGAUGAAGCUGAUUUAGCAGGGAUUUCCUUCCAGCAGCACCACCUUACAGUCUUCCAGCAGAGAAGAGUGGAUACAUUUUUCUCAAUAAUUUCCGCUGCUCCCUCUGCAUCCUGGAACCCUUGAUUGAUCGCACGCCCACUCCAGAGCACCUCACCUUGAAGUCAGACACAUCUUCUUUGCUCUUGGAGCCAUAAACAGCCCACAAUCAUCUAAAAGUCAGAAGUCAAGUGCUAUCAUCAGAAGGAGCAACAUUGGUGAAAGUAGAAAAUAAAUGUAUCUAUUAUAAAAGUCAAGUGUCACUCACAAACCAACCAGCAAAACUAAAAAUACAGGUACAGUUGGUUUUACCAAUAAUAUAUAAAUUUUGAAAGUGGAGUUAGAGAGAUGACUUAGUGGUUAAGAGCACUGGCUGCUCUCCCAGAGGUACCCGGGUUUAAUUCCCAGUGCCCACGUGGCAGCUCACAACUCCAGACCCAGAGGAUCUGAUUUCUCUUCUGAUACCCUUGAUUUACAUGUAGGCGAAACUCCCAUAUACAUAAAACAGAUAAAUAAAAAUUUUAAGUAAGUCAAAAUUUGAAGCUAUUUCUAAUGCUUUCUCUAAUGGGGAAGUAACAUUGUGGGGGAACAGAUAGAAGAAUGCAACAUGAGAUGUUCAUACAAACUGUACCAAGCCAUGCCUCGUUUCUACCCCAGACACAUGCAGAAUCCUUAUGCAGUGUCCAUAGCUAAGAGCGAUGAACCUUUGCAGCAUUUGUAGACUAUGAACUUCCCCAGACUCUUAGUUGCCCAAAGGCAAGGGAGAGAGCAUGUAUAACUUACUAUUACGAUCAACACCUCAGUAAAGAAGUUAGUGAUGGUGACCUUGACUCACGCAGCCUUUCCCUUGAGGUCUUCAAAUGCAACAGUGCACUGACCUUCCCCAAAAGGAAAAAUUGGCCCACAGGAUACUUCACAAGCGAUGCCACGCAAGGACAGCAUCUUAAAGUAGUUUGAGUACGUACAUCAAAGUAAUUGUAGCAUAAAUACAUUGGUAUAAAUACAAACAAGUUAUAGAAAAAUUGAUAUAAUUCAGUUGAGCAUCAGUUUUGCACACAGUACAAGCAUUGCAUCUCCAGACUGAUUUAGACCGAUCACCAUCAGGAUUACCUAAUGCCUACAGACUGCUCUGCUAUUCACUAGGAAGAGAGAAGGCAGACUAAGACAGGUUAUUCUCUAGCAGACACUUACCACAUGAUGAAGUAUAGGCUGACGGGAAGCAGCAGUAGCGCUUACUGCAGUGCCCAUACAGAUGACGGGCAGAUCUCUAGCACAUUUGUCUGGCACAGUUCCAGCCGUCACACAGCGAGAGUGAACCCACCCCUCCCAUAACAUCGCAAACGUCUCUGCUUUUCCUUCCUUGUGCUCUGUUCACACUCCUCUUGAGUCCUGGUGGGUACACUGUCUAGGCUGCCCUGCCUGAGAGAUGCAUAGUAUUUUCUCCCAUAAGCCAGCAGGGGCAAAAUUUCCAGCUUUCAAACUGUAAUGUGUACUAAUCAAGUAAAUAAAACCUAUGCUUUGGAAUCAGAA